Messenger RNA from Pecten maximus, 2952 nucleotides. RefSeq lists its product as uncharacterized. Gene Ontology annotation, molecular function: protein binding. The record is from RefSeq and is a predicted model, not a curated record. The transcript is spliced from 2 exons. Bases 593 to 1513 code for a protein of 306 amino acids. NCBI's taxonomy places the organism in Eukaryota, Metazoa, Mollusca, Bivalvia, Pectinida, Pectinidae.
UAUUUUCCCGAAAAAUAAUCAUUUCCUUAUUGAAAUAUAUCGGCAAAAGGUUUACUAAUGUACAUUUUGAAUCGAUAACACCAUCACAAAACCAUUACUCUGUUACAGGGCAGGCUACCUUGGACGUAUAUAUUAGUGAUCGGGCUAAUCAUUCAUGGACACUUACAGAUCUACCCUUUAUGAGCACGGGAGAGGCUAUCCGUGUGUAUAGUGUUGCUGGUCGUGGAUUAUCCUCGGGUACUGAGAAAGUGCAUUCAUGCAGGUGUCGCUAUCACGUUGUGGUGUAAUAGGUUUUACAUACAAAUGCGCGAGAUAAGAUUCCUACAUUGUAAAGAUCAGUCAACCCUUGUGUAUUGGCCGAGAUGAGUUGAAGAACACGGUAAAUAUACUUUGUCAAUAAAUAAAACUUGAUUAAUUUUAUUCUACCUGAGCACAGGUGAGUUGUUUACAUAUACGUUUUAUAAACCACUUCUGUCUGAAGCAUAUAUCAAUAACCGGUGAUGGUAUCCAGUACACAUACUGAUCAACAGUGUCAUAACCAUCAGUGAUAUAGCCGCGCUUCAUCAGAACAAUUUUAUAGAUAGCUAGGGAAAUGUCGGGAACAUUACCAGUACAAGACCGUCGGAAUGCCCAAGACAGACGGACGACACAAGCCUCGAAACCGUCCGUCCCAACUGCUGCCUCUAUGGACAGUAAGAAGGGUGGCGGCAAGUAUUCCACACUACCCUUCAUGAAGGAGGAUCCUUAUACUGACUUGGUUCUUGUGAUAGAGGAAAAGAAGCUCUACUUAAAUCGUUCACUCCUGGGAUGCGCGUCUACUUAUUUUAAUCAAAUACUCACAGAACAUCAGAAUGAAAAGAAGAAAACGGAUACGAUGGAGCUUAAGAUCGUGGGUAACAUUUACCAAGAGUUUGUGGACCUGUUAUCCGUCCUACACCCGGCAGUCAACAAAGACUUGAAUGAAAGAACAGCACUAAGGCUGCUGCCUCUGUUGGAAGAAUACAAGAUGGAUGUAAUGAAAGACAAAUGUGAAAAGGUCUUGUUGAACAGUUUGAGAAAGCUUCCAUUAGACUCCAAACCCGCCGCCUCUUCAUCAUCGAGGAACAAGAAGGACGAUCCUGCUGACAUAUUGGUACGAUAUAUGAAAAUUGCUGAGGCAGGAAAUUCCAGAAAUGUGCUCGACCAGUGUGUAAAAAUGUUUUCAGAAUCUAACGUAUCUUUGGAGGAGCUGAAGGCAAAUCCACACGUAUCACACCGCAUCAAGGCACAAGUGUUCCAGAACCGUAUGGAUUCUACGUUAGAACAACUGGUAAAAGUUGAGGCCGAAUUGGAGAAGGAAAAGCAAGAAAACGAGGCGUUGAGGAAACGCCGAGGGUUGAAGUCCAAUCCAGGCAGUAUGGACGACGUAAGUAAGACACAGCCUACACAGUCUAAGGCAGGACCCACCCGUGUACGUAGGUACAAAGUUGGUACCAAGGAAUCUCUUUCCGUCAGCAGAUCACAGCUUAACUGAUCACGGUCCGUCAGCAGAUCACAGCUUAACUGAUCACGGUCCGUCAGCAGAUCACAGCUUAACUGAUCACGGAUCGCCUAGCAAACAUGUGUCACCAUUAUGAGAAUUCCACAGAGAUUCCGGCUGUGACAGUACCAGAUUGUUGUUUCCAAAAAAACGUUACUCUUUUAACGUAUCCAUAUGAUUUUCUGUCCUUAAAACAAACAUCGAGUAUAAAUAUAAGAUAAUUCCAUCUACAUAUGUAUCAGAUGGCAAAAGGUUCAUGUAGUAAUUAGUAUACAGUAGGAGUAUUUUAGGAAAACAUUUUACAAUAUUAUAUUUAUAUAUAACUGAGACCCUUACUGUAACCAGUAGAUUAUGCUGUUUUAUCUUCUUUUGUAUUUAAAAUCUUGAAAUAAAUCUACCUGAAGAUAUGGGCUAAAGAAGUCAUGAUUUAAACAGGAAUUCUGUUACACUACAUGCCACCUAUAUAUUUGGUAGCCUAUUGGUUCAACAGAGGCCCAUUUUUAACGGUAGCUCACUUUAUCAGCUUGUGUAAACAAUAAAUGGCUAUUUUUUCGAAUGGUAAUGUUGGAUUACUUUUGAAACAUCUAAAGCCUAUAAUAACGUUUUACAUCAACUGUGUAUUUUCCAGGUAAUUUUCCACAUAGUAGGACGUUUAUUAACUAGUUCAGUGAUAAAGUGAUGGACUGUCGUGGAUACAUUCGAGACAGUAAUGAAUAGCGAUACUCCCACAUACGUGUCCCCUUUUGAAAUCAUUCACGACACAUUAUCUGGCCUAAUAGGAAAGUAUUACUGAGUUUAAGGAAAAUAUCUUAAUAGGGAAUUGUCCUUGAAUUCUGUAAUGCCUCCCCUCUGGAAUAUUUCCAGUUAAGGAACGUUGAUGAAAACUUGGUGAGAUAUACAAGAUGUAUACCAUUAAUCAGUUUCGCGGAAGACAAUCGUCCUUUCGCCAAAUAUGUGUUUUGUGUCACUUUCUGUAAAGGGUGCCACCGUCUUUUCAAUAUCAAUAACUGCAAGGUCACAUGUUGUACUCUGUGAGGCUGUUACCUAGUGCCAGACAUGAACAAUUUCAGAUAAAAGUCGUAUUUCAGACUUUUUCCUCAUGCUGACUGUAAUGUUAAUUUUAAUAUUUCAUCAUAAAAACACACUACAAAUUGGGAUUUCAGACUUUUUUUCAUUUAGCUGCUCUCAUCGCUGCAGUGUGGGCUGGCCGUGACCGUCUGUCUAGAAUUUUCUCAAUCGUCUGCCUGGCUUUAACAACAGCAUGUCAUGUCUGCCAUGCCUGUCAUUGUAGAUCUGUCUUUCCAAGAUGACGUCUGGGAACUCUCUCCCUCUCUCUGUUGGCACAGUAGAUUUCGAUUACAAACGUUUUACGGUUUUAUUUCACAAGCUCCUUUGAACAUUGGACUAUGUUAUAAAUAAAGCAAUGUUCUGUA